Molecule: messenger RNA, 781 nt
Organism: Rhagoletis zephyria (snowberry fruit fly)
Lineage: Eukaryota; Metazoa; Arthropoda; Insecta; Diptera; Tephritidae
Source: RefSeq, a predicted model, not a curated record
CACACACACACGCACGAAUUGCAACUUACCGCUAAAAGGUGUGAAAAGCUUUUGUGGCUUUUUUCUCUGAAAAGGAUUAAUUUGUCAAGCGUACGCAACAAAAAAAAAAAAAUGUGUCGCACAAUAUUUGCAUUUAUCACUUUCUGUUGCUUGGCUUUGACUUGCACGCAAGCGGCUGUUAAUAGCAAUUCACCGCGUCCAAACAAUCAAUACGCCGCCAGCUCACAGCAAAGCGAUGCAUCUGCUUCGGCAUAUUUUACAAAUAACCAAAAUCAAUAUUUGCAUAAUAAUCAUAUUGGUAGUGGCACUUUACAACAGCAGCAGCAGCAGCAACAACAACAACAACAGCGACCCCAACCGGAGCCAGUAACAGAAAAGAAUGUUUUGGAUCGUUUCGACCAUCGCUUCCCGGACGGCAGCUACGAGUUCAGAUACGAAUUGGCUGAUGGUACUGCACGCUAUGAACGUGGCUACUUUCUUGUCUAUGACAAAGUUAAAACGCUGGUUGUGGUUGGCUAUUACUCCUACCGUCAGACCGAUGGACGUUACAUCACUGUCUUCUACAAUGCCGAUCAAAAUGGUUACAGACAAAAUCAAUCAAUUACCCCACAAGUCUACCCGAACUUGCCGCGUUCGAUUGAAGUGCCACAAUUUAAGGAAAGUGUCGAUUAUGCCACAGAAAGGCCGAACAAAGGGCAUGCCUAGAUGAGUGACUUCCACUUGUAGAAUCAGUAUCUUUAAUUCAAAUGUUAAUGUGAAAAGAAAACAGUAUUUACUUGAA